AAGGUGACAUCGCGGGAGCCAGCGCAGAUACGGCGACGCAACAAAAUCCAUGGACCGCACCACGGGGCCACGCGAUCCUGUCGAAACCAAAGGAGCAGCCUCCAAACAUGGAGAAGUGCCCCCGCACAAACCUGCCUUCACCUCGGACAACUUGGCGGCGCUCUUCGAGUGCCCGGUGUGCCGCGACUACGCGCUGCCGCCAAUUCAGCAGUGUGAAAACGGGCACCUCGUGUGUUCGUCUUGCAAGACAAAGACGCCCAGGUGUCCGAUCUGCCGGCGUCCAAGAGGGAAAGCUAUCCGGAACUUGGCGAUGGACAAAUUGGCGCACAUGAUAUCAUUUCCGUGCAAAUACCGUCUCACGGGUUGCUCCACGGUGCUCCCGCUCUCAGCAAAGCUAAAGCACGAGAAGGUCUGCGAAUACGGACCGUGCCCCUGCUUGUUGGGUCAUGAUGCGUGCAAAUGGGAAGGUGAACUUACGCAGCUGAAACAGCAUGUCGUCGCCUCGCACAAAUUUAUUCCAAUUCUGCAAGGUGAUACCACGAACAUCAGCGCAAACAUCUUCAAGAUUGAUGUCUUCUGCUGGCUAGCUAUACUGCGGUGCUUCGAACGAGAUUUCGUCGUGGUGCUGAAAAAGGAGGCGUCACCUCAUAUUCAAUACUUUGCAAACGUUCGACUGAUCGGCUCAAGCAACGACGCCCAACUGUUCGCGUAUCAACUGCAGCUGCCGGGUCACAACGAGAGGUUGACAAGGCGUGCCCUGACGAGGACGAUUCACCCCAGCGGCGAUUCCACAGCAGACGCAGACGGCCUCUCGUUCGACUUGUGCAAGGCCGUUUGUCUGGCCCAAGGUUCGAAUCUAAGUGUCGACGUUGCCAUUCGCCGCCUCUGAGUGGAUACAGUGCGUUUGAGCGUCGUGCACAGAGGGAGGCGUUGGCGUUGCUGUCUUAUCAGGAAUCCAUCGUAACACGUUCUGUAUUCGGAACACUGUAUGGCUUGAUUGAGCAGUGCGUCUUACUCGGUGAUUAAAUUUUUGG
Molecule: messenger RNA, 1034 nt
Organism: Dermacentor silvarum
Lineage: Eukaryota; Metazoa; Arthropoda; Arachnida; Ixodida; Ixodidae
Product: E3 ubiquitin-protein ligase SIAH1A
Exons: 5
Coding region: 50-889 (279 amino acids)
Biological process (GO): multicellular organism development; proteasome-mediated ubiquitin-dependent protein catabolic process
Cellular component (GO): cytoplasm
Molecular function (GO): zinc ion binding; ubiquitin protein ligase activity; ubiquitin conjugating enzyme binding
Source: RefSeq, a predicted model, not a curated record